Messenger RNA from Eufriesea mexicana, 624 nucleotides. It is a transcript of the gene PolZ2, whose product is annotated as DNA polymerase zeta subunit 2. Gene Ontology annotation, cellular component: zeta DNA polymerase complex. NCBI's taxonomy places the organism in Eukaryota, Metazoa, Arthropoda, Insecta, Hymenoptera, Apidae. The transcript has 3 exons. The coding region runs from base 1 to 624 and encodes 207 amino acids. The record is from RefSeq and is a predicted model, not a curated record.
AUGUCUGAGGAUAAAGUAGUUGCUACUGAUAUUUUACUAGAAUUUUUGGAAGUAGCAUUUAAUCAUAUUCUGUACUUCAGAGAUUUAUAUCCUAAAGAAAUAUUUGUGAAGAGAAAAAUAUAUAGCACAAUUGUAUAUGUUUCUGAACAUCCAGAGCUCAACGAAUACAUAAAAAACGUGUUAAAUACAAUUAGAGAACUAAUAAAAGAAGAUGAAAAUAGUGUUAAAGCUGUGAAUCUAGUUUUUUACAACAAGAAGAAAAUGCCAAUUGAAAAAUUUGUAUUUGAUCUUCUUAAAUUGCAAGCAAAUAACACAGAAAAUGAUCCAUAUUAUUUAAAAACAGAAGAAUCUUUAAGAACAAUUUGCUUAAAAUUAUCAAUGUGUGAGUCUUAUUUGAAACCACUACCAGAAGACUCAUCCUUCUCCAUUGAAAUCCAGACAUAUGAAACUGCGCAUGUUACUUUAAAUGAGAAUCCUUGUUGUGAAGAUUUUCCAUGGAUUAUUGAUGAAAAUGCACUUGAAAUGACUAACAAAAAUUUACUUCCACUAAAAACUAUUAAAACAGAUUGUCUAAACUUACAAAUGUAUGUUAUUGAAGAUGAAAGCAAUAAAUAUACAGAUUAA